AUGGCUGCUCCGUCAAUCAAGCUGAACAACGGCAAGCAGAUGCCGCUUGUUGGCUUCGGUCUCUGGAAAGUCACCAACGAGACGUGCGCUGACCAGGUCUACAACGCGAUCAAGACUGGCUACCGUCUAUUUGAUGGAGCUUGCGAUUACGGCAACGAGACGGAAGCUGGCCAGGGUGUGAAGCGCGCCAUUGAUGAAGGCCUCGUCAAGCGAGAGGAUCUGUUCAUUGUCUCCAAGUUGUGGAACAGCUUCCACGACAAGGAGCGCGUUAAGCCAAUCGCCAAGAAGCAGCUCGCGGAUUGGGGCCUCGACUACUUCGAUCUCUUCAUCAUUCACUUCCCGAUCGCCCUCAAAUACGUCGACCCUUCUGUCCGCUACCCGCCAGGCUUCUUCGAUGAGAACGACAAGCUCACCUUCAGCAAGGCGCCCCUGAGCGAGACAUAUGCGGCCAUGGAAGAGCUGUACGAGGAGGGUCUCAUCAAAGCCAUUGGAAUCAGCAACUACAACGGUGCCCUCCUGCUUGAUGUUGAGCGAUACGCCAAACACAUCCCUCAAACUCUGCAGAUCGAGCACCACCCUUACCUCGUACAGGAGGAUCUGCUGGCCCUCUGCAAGGACCGCAACAUCGCCGUGACCGCCUACUCAUCGUUCGGCCCUCAAUCCUUCCUCGAGCUCGACAUGCAAAAGGCCAAGGACACACCCCUCCUUUUCGACCACUCGACCAUUAAGAGCAUUUCCGAGAAGCACAACAAGACUCCCGCACAGGUCCUCCUUCGGUGGGCGACACAGCGCGGAGUGGCCGUCAUUCCCAAGAGCAACAACCAGGGCCGUCUUGCACAGAACUUGGAUGUCUGCAGCUUCGAUCUUUCCGAAGAUGAGAUCAAGCAGAUCUCUUCUCUCGACCAAGGUCUGCGCUUCAACAACCCGCUCAACUACGGCGUCAAUGCCCCAAUCUUUGCAUAA
Dissoconium aciculare CBS 342.82 is the source of this 963-nucleotide messenger RNA. Its product is annotated as Aldo/keto reductase. Lineage: Eukaryota; Fungi; Ascomycota; Dothideomycetes; Mycosphaerellales; Dissoconiaceae. The coding region runs from base 1 to 963 and encodes 320 amino acids. The record is from RefSeq and is a predicted model, not a curated record. Gene Ontology annotation, biological process: D-xylose catabolic process. Gene Ontology annotation, cellular component: cytosol. The transcript is spliced from 3 exons. Gene Ontology annotation, molecular function: D-xylose reductase (NADPH) activity.